Medioppia subpectinata is the source of this 558-nucleotide messenger RNA. Lineage: Eukaryota; Metazoa; Arthropoda; Arachnida; Sarcoptiformes; Oppiidae. The record is from the annotation of a GenBank genome assembly.
UCAUAAUUAUUCAACAUAUUAUAUAACAAUGAAUUAAAUAUAAUUAUUUAGAAAAACAUUCACAUUCACGAAAACUAUCUGAAUAAUUUGUAUAUAAAAAAUAUACAUGGGUUCAAUGAUAUCGCCCUGCUCAAGUUAGACUACAAGUUGGAUCUAAAUAAUGUGCAUAAACGUCUCCAACCUGUAUGCUUACCGUUGGCUAAAUCAACAUUACGUUUAAACGAUACAUGCGUGGCCACCGGUUGGGGCCUAACCAAUCCUUUUGAUAAAUAUAGUUUCUCAAACUUAUUGCAAAAGGUUGAAUUACCAAUCGUGGAGAAUGCUCCGUGCUUUCAAAUAUAUAAAGAAUAUCAACCCAAUAUCCAAUUAUGCGUAGGAAAUGAAAAUGGUACAAAAGAUACCGGUAAAGGUGAUAGUGGCGGACCCCUCAACUGCAAACAGGCUAACGAUUUUUGGACUGUGGACGGUAUCACUUCAUAUGGCAAACAAUCACCGGCCGUUUAUACCCGUGUUUCCGCUUAUAUAGACUGGAUUACUGCUACGAUGAUCGGUAAAUAA